Molecule: messenger RNA, 1618 nt
Organism: Lactuca virosa
Lineage: Eukaryota; Viridiplantae; Streptophyta; Magnoliopsida; Asterales; Asteraceae
Source: the annotation of a GenBank genome assembly
AAGAUUUUUAUUUAUUUAUUUAUUUAUUUAUUCUGCCUUCACUUUCUUCGUUUCCAUUCACACUUGCUUCUCCUUUCUGUAUUUGAAUGGUCGCAACCACAAACAUUCACAUACCGAUUGAUCGACUCUUUGAAAUAUUGGAUCUCUCUCAUAAUCUCUGAAUUUAGCAUCGCAGUACGUAUUCGAUCAGCUUUCCUUAACUUGAUUUUGUUAAGAUACUACAGAAUUAAACAUCUUUACAAGGUUUGAAUCAACAAAAAGAGCAGGAAGAAAAUGUCAGGUGUGAGAAGAAUUAAGCUCGGAUCACAGGGGCUAGAGGUUUCAGCUAUUGGACUAGGAUGUAUGGGCAUGUCUCAAGGCUAUGGACUUCCCAAACCUGAAGAAGAGAUGAUCAAAGUCAUCCACCACGCCAUCAACUCCGGCGUCACUCAUCUCGACACCUCCGACGUCUACGGACCUCACACUAACGAAAUCCUCGUCGGCAAGGCUUUAAAGGGAGUGAAGAGGGAGGACGUUCAAUUGGCUACGAAAUUUGGAGUCAAAUUCGGAGAAAGUUUUGAUAAGGCGGAAGUCCAUGGAGAACCGGAGUACGUUAGGGCUUGUUGUGAAGCCAGUUUGAAGCGGCUUGAUGUUGAUUACAUCGACCUUUACUAUGUUCAUCGCAUCGAUACAACUGUCCCUAUUGAAGUCACGAUGGGAGAACUCAAGAAACUUGUUGAAGAAGGUAAGAUAAAAUACAUUGGUCUAUCAGAAGCGGGACCUGCAACCAUCAGAAGAGCACACGCUGUUCAUCCAAUAACAGCUGUACAACUGGAGUGGUCUUUAUGGACUAGAGAUGCAGAAGAAGAAGUUAUUCCUACCUGCAGAGAAUUGGGAAUUGGGAUUGUUCCUUGGGGUCCUUUGGGUAGUGGGUUCUUCGCAUCAGGUCCAAAGUUGGUGGACAAUCUGACAGAUAACGACUUUAGAAAGAUUCUACCAAGGAUGCAAGGAGAGAACUUUGACCACAAUAGGGUUAUAUAUGAGCGGAUUAAUGAACUGGCACAAAAGAAGGGGUGCACAUCGUCACAGUUGGCACUAGCUUGGGUCCUACACCAAGGUGAUGAUGUGGGUCCCAUCCCUGGUACAACCAAGAUUGAAAAUUUGAACCAAAACCUUGGAGCCCUUGCAGUUAAACUCACGGCUGAGGAUUUGACUGAGAUUGAAUCUAUAUCAUUCAAGGGUGCUCGAAUGCCUGAAUUUCUUUUGGUUCAUAGUUAUACCAACUCAGAUACUCCACCCUUGUCCUCAUGGAAAUCCAAAUAAGCCCAAGAUGAAUUUGCCUCUAAUAUUUUUGUUAAUUUGGGUUUUUUUGGUUAUGAAGAUAUGUUAUAAGUACGUGCGUUUUUGUAUUGUUUUUGUAUUUGUAUUGUACUGGAGUAUGCUUUUUGUCGUAAGCAUGUGAGAAUCCGUAAGUCUACAUGUUCAAGUCUUAACAUCACCUUUCUCUGAUGGCUUAAAGAAAACGUGCAACAAAACAAUGUUUUAAGUAAUCUUAUAUAUAGUUUUUUUUUUAUUAUAUGUGUUGGAAUUUGGAAGUAACGUGUAUGAACUUUGGACAUGGAUCAGAAAAAAUGAAGAA